This is a messenger RNA of Saccostrea cuccullata (small rock oyster), 3046 nucleotides long. RefSeq lists its product as uncharacterized. Bases 64 to 1056 code for a protein of 330 amino acids. Lineage: Eukaryota; Metazoa; Mollusca; Bivalvia; Ostreida; Ostreidae. The record is from RefSeq and is a predicted model, not a curated record. The transcript has 8 exons.
GCGCCAUCUGGAAAGGCGAAAAGAGGAGAGUUUUAGUUGUGAAACUGAAAGAUUCUACAGGUCAUGGCCAGCAACAAGGAUAUACUAUUGUCAGAGCUUGAGCAGGUGAAACAGAAAGCUCCCCACAUAGAGGGCGUGACCUUAGAGGCCUGUCUUCCAGAGAUAGUCAGAGUUCACAUCUAUGUGGAUGACAUGAGACAGAUGACAGCAGUGAUGCAGUUCCUGGAAACCUACCCCACAGAACCUAUAGUGGUGGAACUAAAGAGCAAGACUCUGACCGAAAAACUACUGGACGGGGUCGUCAAGAUCUGUGAUGCUGAGGCGCGCAAAUAUAUAGGUCAAAAACAGAUUAUCCUGAUGAUAAACUUUUUAAAGCAGUUCUUAAUAGACAAUCCUUUGUGUAUCGUUAAUGAUGAGGUGGGGAAAGUGAAGAAAGAACUGCUAUCGGAUGAAGACAGAUGUAAACUGAUGCAGUCUACUUCACAGAUAGUGUUAAAGAUUAAGGAAGAGGAGUACUAUAUGAGCUAUAAAAUCUCAGUCCCCCCUGACUAUCCUGCCAAACAAGUCCAAAUAGAAAUGUCUGAGAACAACUUUCCUGAUAUACUUAAGACUAACUUUGUUGGACAGGCAGUAGAAAUAGCCAGACAGUGUGUACAACCUCCCCUAAAGAAGAAACCAAAAGACCCUCCCUUUGAACCUAAACCCUCACUGUAUCCUGUUUGUGAACAUCUGAUACAACAGUGUGUCAAAAGAUACGCAAAAGAAAACUGUCCAUUGUGUAAUGAUAGAAUUCUGCCUCGAAAUCCAGAGGAAUUAGGAAGAUUAGACAAAAAGAAGAGGAUAGAAAGAGUGUAUUGUGGACAUUUAUUUCAUUAUUUCUGUUUAUAUAAAUUCAUGAAGACACCUCCUUUUGCAGCUGGAAAAUUUUGUCCAUCCUGUGGUAAACAGAUUUUCCAUGAGAAGUUCAAAGUUUCAGCGGAACUGGCUGAGGCACGUUGGGCACACAAGCAAGCAAGGCAGCGGGAAUUAGCAGAAGUAGUGGACUUCUUAGAAUGAAAUUUAUAGACUUUAGGCAAUAUUUAAAGAAUUAAUUGUGAUAUUUUUUUUAAUUAGGUCAAUGUGUACAUUUAAAUGGUUUAUAUGUAUAGUGAGCUUGUAUUUAAAAUGCAAGUUUAGUAUAUUUUAAGUAAUGCAUUUAUAGUUUUCAAAGCAGUGAAAGUGGUUAUUGAAUGGUUCUUUUUCAUGAUUCCUUUAAAAUAUUUUUGCUACUAGAAAGAAAUGAGAAAUUAUUUUGUCUGUUAUACAUAAAAAAAGGAUCUGGCUUCAUAUUUCUGGAUAUACUUUCUAAAUAUUAUAUUAAAACUUUAUUUUUUUUUUCAAAAAAAAAAACAUAAAACCUAUAAAUUUUAGAAAGAAGGUUUAAAAAUAAUACUCAAGCAUUCUUCAUGAUUUCUCAAUAUAUAUUUUUUUUGUCAUGAAGCUUAUUUACAUGUAUACAUUUGAUACAUGUAUAAGUUACAAACAUUUUCGAGUAGAAUAGGAACUAUUAAUACAUUUUUGUCAUAUGACUUGUACAUUAACACUAUUUGCUCAAUCUACUGGUGCAUAAAUAAUAAAGAUAACCAAAACUAAAAGGUAAAUUUUGACAGCUUUGUACUCAUAUGUCAUAUUUGGGGUGUUCUAUCAGUGUCAUUGUGUGAUAUUGUGCUCAUCAGUUAAAAGUCUCAUACAUGAACAUACAUGUAGUUGACUGAUAAUUCAACACUGGAAAGCAAGGGAACCUUGUUACAUUUUCAAAUUUUUUUUGUGAAAAAAGCAAUUCUAAAAACUGUUAUGGAAUGGUUUGGGGAUUCAUGUUUUCUUAUUUCAAUAGUAUUGGGUUUUUUUCUCCCGUAAAGGUUCCUUUGUAAUACAUGUAUAUUAGUGUUCAUGCUUUAACAAAGAACCACCACUAUAGAAAAAGAUUUUUUUUUUCAAUGUCUCAGAUGAAUAUGGCACAGUCACACAAGGAAUGAAUUUGUAUACAGUAAAGAAGUUAUUUUAGAUAAACAUGUAUCACUUAUUUUUCCUCACCUUACCUUAAAACCAUACAAGACCCCAAAGACAAUUUAAGAAAAUUAAAUGAAUUGGAAAUUAGAAAUCAAAUUAUAGUACUGUUGAUUGUUGCUGUUUAUAAUUUAUUGUCAUAGUUUAGAGCUGUUUAGAACAGAUUGUCAAUUGGUCCUGGUAUUACAAUUUUGAAAUUACAAUGAACAUGUACAGGGUUUCAGAAUCUCAGUCUUGGUUUACUGAUAUGCCUAUAAUGUUAUUUAUAAAGUAAGUUAAAUAAUUAUAAUGAUUACAUGGUUAAAAUGGAUUCAACUAGGAUAUCCUUUUGUCAGUAUCCUAUGACAUUAUAAGAUGUUGAAAAUACAUGUCCCAAGAUAAUGAAAUUUCCAUCUAGUUUAAUUUAAAUUUAGAUGAAUCUCAAUCAUGUCGUCAGUAUUUGUAAUAAUUAGUCUCUAAAAUGAUUAUUUGCUGUGUAUAUCUUGUAAUUUCAUGAAGGAAAGUGUUUUACAAAAGUCACAAGAUGUAUUGAGAUUUGUCGUCGAUCAUGUUUCACUUGCUUUUAGAUUUUAGUGUUUUUAGCUCUAAAGAGUAAAAAUUGUGGUUUAUGUGUUACAUGUAAUGGCGAGAGAGAGAAGAGAGAGAGGUUAUAUUGAAUAACAAGAAUUGAUCUGUUCUGACAGUAAUUGUACAAGUGGAAUGGACCUAUGUUUCAUUACAUGAUUUAUUUAUAUAUUUGUAUGUGAAAUAUGCUCUGUUUGAUAUGAUAUUCAAAUCUCAAGAUAUCAUUCAAUAUUAUUUCAACUAUGUUACUGUUUUGAACAAGGUAGUAAUUAUUUGUACUUUUUUGUGGUACGAAUAUACAGCAUUAUCUUCUAAUAUUGUUGUUAUCAUUAUAAAAAAAAAAUUACCAUCAUGUUAAAAUAAGUUUUGUUAAGGGUACAGUGUUUAACUACAUCUAAGUAAUUCUAACAGGAAAAUAAAGCAGUAUUUCUUUGUA